Messenger RNA from Miscanthus lutarioriparius, 546 nucleotides. NCBI's taxonomy places the organism in Eukaryota, Viridiplantae, Streptophyta, Magnoliopsida, Poales, Poaceae. The record is from the annotation of a GenBank genome assembly.
AUGCCGCUGUCGAUCUGCAGGGCAACGGGGGACGGGGACGGUGGACUCAACACCCACUCCAACUACACUGGUGUUAAUGGUAAUGCUGAUGGUAAUGGUACUCGUAUCCUUCCUCUCGGUGCUGUUUACGGACUUGAUCCAUCAAAGUAUGAACACUUGUACAGCAUGGUUCAGGAAGAAGUUCAAAACAAGACCGCAAAAGGUCCCUCAAGCUGCACAAAUGGGCUUCUGUGGCUCACGAGGGCCAUGGAUUUUCUUGUUGAGUUGUUUCGUAACCUUCUUGAGCAUGCAGACUGGACCAUGACUCAAGCUUGCACUGAUUCAUAUACUAAGACUCUGAAGAAAUUUCAUGGCUGGCUUGCCAGUUCUAGUUUUACGGUGGCCAUGAAGCUCGCUCCUAAUAGAGAUAAGUUUAUGGAGGUCAUUAGUGGAACUUGUGACAUCAAUGCAGAUAUUGAGAAAUUUUGCACAACCUUCUCUCCUUUCCUCAAAGCAAAUCAUGAAUUUCUGGCGAGCGUUGGUCUUGAUGAUAUGAAGGCUUCAUAG